AUGACUGAAAAGCCUGAAAGCAUCGAAGUUCCGCCAAACGUUGAAGUCAUUGACCUAACAGGCCUUUCGGACUCGUCGGACUCAGGCGACGAUGAACGUAAUUCAGAGGAGAAGGACCUCGAGUCCGAGCACGGCUCUGAAGGUUCGGAGAUAGAGAUCACUCUGAACGAAGAAACGCGUGCGCAAUUGCAAACUGCGAUUGCCACUGUGUCCGAGACGCGUCUCCGUCGGCUAUUGAAGAUUCUCGUUGAAGCCGACGUCACAAUAGAGGCUGCACUAACUCGCGAGUUGGUGACUCUCAAGCGAGGAACUCAAGAUGUUGUGCCACGUUGGGAGACGUGCGCGAAUUGUGACGAAGAAUACGACAUCAACACGCUUCGGGAGGAUGCUGAGUGCAUCUUCCACCCAGGUAUGCCGGCUGGACAGCUGGACAAGAAACCUCUGACCGGAUCUCUUGGUAUUUUCAGGUGA
Messenger RNA from Cyclocybe aegerita, 471 nucleotides. NCBI's taxonomy places the organism in Eukaryota, Fungi, Basidiomycota, Agaricomycetes, Agaricales, Hemipholiotaceae. The record is from the annotation of a GenBank genome assembly.